AUGGUAACGAUCGCAGAUAAUGGAGUCCCAAAGCAGGACCGAAUGACGAACCACUGGCGAUGUCUACUCAGUUGCUCGGUCGUGGCGCUCACAGCGAUGCUGUACGGUGUUGAUGUGAUUAUCAUUGACACACUGCAAGCAAUGCCUGGAUUUCUAGAGGUCUUCGGAAAUCGCGACCCUACAACUCCGAUGGGAUGGAAUAUAUCGCCUCUGCGUCAACAACUCUUUGGCACGCUGUUGGUACUUGGUAACAUUCUCUCCAGUGCACUUUCGGGACUUGUAUCCCAUUACAUUGGCAGGAGAGCAUCGAUAUGGGUCGGUUGCGUUUUCCUCAAUCUGGCGACUGCCGUCAUGAUGGUGGUUAAUACGAUUGGUGGCAUAUACGCUGCAAGAUUCCUCGUCGGUGUCGCGCAAGGGCUGUUGUACACGUUCUUUAAUCUCUAUCUUCAAGAGUGUGCACCGGCUAGGUAUCGUGGGCUGAUGUUGUCAGUAUCUGGCUGCGCUUUAAUCUUCGGCAUCCUUGUGGGAAGCAUCGUCUCCAAUUACUCCGUCAAGUUGUCCGGUCGCCCGCAAUACCAAGUUCCUCUGGGGGCAUCGCUUGUUAUCUCGGUUAUCUUCAUGUUUGGAGGCAUUUUUACAGUCCCAGAGUCACCGAGAUGGUUUUUGCUACAGAACAGGGAAGACAAGGCGAGAAAGUCACUCAGAGCCCUCAGCCCGAAGACCGAAUCGGAGGAGAACAUCAACAUUGAGCUAUCAUUUAUGAAGUCAGCCAUCGAGGAGGAGAGGCGUCUCGCCCAAGGCGUAGCAUUCAUGGACGUCUUCCGGCAUCCUGUGGAUCGAAGACGAACCCUUCUUGUCCUCGGGACGAGCAUGCUGAGCCCUAUCACUGGCACAACCUGGCACGGAACGUACGGCACAUACAUGUUCCAAAUGGCAGGCAUCAAGAACCCAUUUGAGCAAACAAUUGGCCUCGCAGCGUCCGCCUUGGGCUUCUCCAUCGUGACCGCCUGCGCAAUCACAAAGAUGGGCUACAGACGACCAUGGCUGAUCACGGGGCUGCUCAUCUGUGCCGCUUGUAACAUUGUGAUGGCAGCAACCUAUUCCGCCCGCCCGGGCAGCCGCGAGUCCGGCAUCGUCACCAUCUCUAUGUUUCAUCUGUUCAACCUGGGCUACAUAGGUAUGGUGCUCACUUUCUCGCGCCUGACCUGUGGGGAGCUGCCGUCGCAGCGCUUGCGGGCCUUGACAUUAGGUCUGGCCUUCGGCGCUGCGGCUCUUGGGGAAUGGGUCAGUAGUUUUAUUGCUCCGUACUUUCUCAACCCUGACGCUCUGGGCUGGAAUGCCAAAUUCGCAUUUCUAUGGGCUCCAGGUUGUGUCCUGGGAGCGAUCUGGGUAUACCUCUACCUUCCCGAGGUCAAAGACAGAAAGCUCGAGGAGAUCGACGAGAUGUUCGUAGCUCGACUACCUGCGAAGAAGUUCAGACAAUAUGAGUGCACAGGGAUUGGUGCGUUGGUGGCUGAGAACGAAAGCAGCCCUAGUAUUAACCAAACCGCGGACAAAAAGGAUGAAGUAACGGUCUUCGCCAGGGCGGUCAUCAAUCCCGUCUAG
Diaporthe batatas is the source of this 1605-nucleotide messenger RNA. RefSeq lists its product as uncharacterized. The coding region runs from base 1 to 1605 and encodes 534 amino acids. Gene Ontology annotation, cellular component: membrane. The transcript has 7 exons. Lineage: Eukaryota; Fungi; Ascomycota; Sordariomycetes; Diaporthales; Diaporthaceae. Gene Ontology annotation, molecular function: carbohydrate:proton symporter activity. The record is from RefSeq and is a predicted model, not a curated record. Gene Ontology annotation, biological process: carbohydrate transport; transmembrane transport.